Ilex paraguariensis (yerba mate) is the source of this 1260-nucleotide messenger RNA. The record is from the annotation of a GenBank genome assembly. NCBI's taxonomy places the organism in Eukaryota, Viridiplantae, Streptophyta, Magnoliopsida, Aquifoliales, Aquifoliaceae.
UCCUCAGCCUCUACCGUCAAUGGCUUUGAUUCCGACUCCGGCUUCAUCAUCUCCGGCAUAGACUCCGACGCCUAGGUUAAGGAUUGUGAAUUGCCCAAAUUACCCAGAUCUUUGCUUGUUUAUCAUAUAUCGCGAGAAGAAAUUACUGUCUCUGAUGGCCGAGAAUCGCACAAAGCUACAAUCAAACCCUCAAAGCAGUAAUCUUACAAUCUGGCUGACUGAGAGACGAAGUAGCUGAGAACGUACGAUUCUAAAUGCACAUUUCCAUACAGUUCCUCAGGCAGGUUAAUUAUGGAUGGUACUUCCACCCAAGGAUUUAGUUCAAACAGAAUAUAUAGGCGUUGGUUAGCUGAAACCUUUGAUGGUCAUGACACGGCGGAAGAUGAGCUAUCAGAUGGUCUAAAUGGAAAUAAUGAUUUCGUUGAACCAUCUCUUAAAAGUUUACCUUUAAGUUUGGAACCCUUAGAACCAUAUGUUGGCUUGGAGUUUGAAACAGCAGAGGAUGCUAGAGAAUUUUAUGAGCUGUAUGGAAGGCGUGUGGGCUUCACCAUAAGGAAUAAUCGCACACGCCGCUCUCUUAAAGACAACUCAAUAAUUGGUCGGGAGUUUGUUUGUUCAAAAGAAGGUUUUCGUUCCGAAAAAUAUCCAGACAAAGUAAACAGAGUUCUUGUAUCACGGGCAGCCACCAGAGAGGGAUGCAACGCAAUGUUGAGGAUAGCUGCCAAAGAUGGAGGAAAGUGGGUCAUAUAUGGCUUUGUAAAAGAGCAUAAUCAUGAGCUUAAUCCUACCAAAAUGCCACCCCGGCGAUCUCAUAGGAUUGCAUUCUGCGAGGAUGAGAAGGAUCUUAAGAUCAGGGAACUAUCCACAGAGUUGCACCGGGAGAGAAAAAAAUCUUCGGCUUAUCAAGAACAGCUACAGAUGAUUUUGAAAUAUGUUGAGGAACAUACGCAGCGGAUAUCAUUGAAUGUUGAUGUUGUAUUUAACAAUGUGAGAGAACUUGAAUCCGAAGAGCAAGACGAUCUGGACUCUGACUAGAAUGAAUGAUUUUUUUGAACCAUUUCUGUUCUUGAUAAUUAAUCAGCUGUGCUUCUCGUUUCUUCCUACUUUAUAUUAUCAUUUUGACUUCUAAGGUUCAUAUUGUUCAGCUUGUUUGCCACUGAGGGUUGGCAAAUACCAGUAUUGUUGUCUUUUGGAAGUCAUUUCCUAUCCAACAAAGGCAGGCCUAUUCUUCUGAAACGAGAAGUUAUGAUAAUUCAAAAA